This is a messenger RNA of Closterium sp. Naga37s-1, 2496 nucleotides long. The record is from the annotation of a GenBank genome assembly. Lineage: Eukaryota; Viridiplantae; Streptophyta; Zygnematophyceae; Desmidiales; Closteriaceae.
AUGGGUCUCGACAUUAAUCUGCGACGCAUCCGUCGCUUACGCGUGACCGUAGCCGCCGCAGACGCUGCGGCGAACGCGGCUCCGCCAGUCGAGGUUGUUCCGUCUCCCCGCGAUGUCUGGGAGGCCGCAGAAGCCGACAAGCUGGCCCCGUGGUCCCAAAAAUCGUCGGAGCGCGCUACAAGCGACGACCCCGCUCCCGCGCCCGUCCGCCGCCCUGCGCUCUCCGCCUUCCCCCGAAGUCAUUCCCUCGCGGCCCCCGGCGCGCGCAACAAGCAGGUCGGCCGCGUGCCUGGCAGCGGCGGCGCGGGUGGAUCCAAGCCGACGAGCAGUGGCGGAUCGCGGCUUCUCAGGCGGGGGGUCAGCGAGCGCGAACCAGGAGGGGGGAGCAGCAACCGGGCGCAAGGCUCAGGCGGAGGCGGAGGCGGAGCUUCCGGAAUGGAGGAAUGGAGCUGGAUGCGGCAGAACAGCCUGCGCGGAAGCGCUGCGUCCCGAGCCGAGGGAGCUGCGGCGGCAGCGGAUUGGGUUCGGCAGAACAGCCUCGGCGGAACCCGAACCUCCCGCUUGGAGCGAAGCUCUAGUUCCAGUCUUGAUAAGGACGGCGGAGAGGAGGGGGACGGCGGGGACAGCAGCGGUGAGGAAUUGGCGGGUAACGGGGACGAGCAGUCGGCCGGCACUGCCGGCCCAGCUGGCCCGGCCGGCUGGGGCAGGCAGCAAAGUCUGCAGCACAAUUUACGCGGUAGGUUUAAUCAGAGUCACUCCGUGCGGGCGGGUAGCGAUGCCGCGGGAGGCGGGGAGGACGCGACGGAAUGGGGGAGGCAGUAUAGCCUGCGCGGGGUAGGGCAAGGGCCGGGUGGGUCGAUGGUCGAGCGCCGACGUGUGCCGCGGCUGCACGUGCGCCCAGUCGCGUCGGUCGUCGCUUCUUCCAUCCGCAACCCCAUGCAAAUGGCCGCGCUGUCUGGCUCAGGGGGAUCCGGAGGGGGAGGAGGCGGAGGUGGAGCGCCCGCCGCCAUGGCUUUCCCGCGCUCGCAGUCCCUGCACCCCGUCAGGCGGUCGGUGGGGGGAUCCGGGGAUUGGGGAGCCGCGCGAGCCGCUUUUGCCGGACCAGGGAGCGACGAGGAGGAGGAAGCGGACGGUGAGGCGCGCCGCGCAGGUGCGGGCUGGGAAGGGGGGGCGAGGAGGCCGGGCGGGCGGAGGACCGUCGGGGGAGUUGGGGGCGGCGGGAACGACGCGGAGCCGAGGCAGUGGGAAGGGGGCGCCGUGGAGGGUGCGGGAGAGGGGGAAGCGGUGGUGUUUGAGCGCACGAGCACUGCGCCAACGGGGGAGCUGCAUGCGGCGCGGUAUCGGAUGAUGGAGCGCGAGAGCCUCCGCGCAAUGUACCGCGCGGACAGGGCGCGCCGGCGGAUGGAAGCAGGCUCCGGAGGCGCGGGCAGCACUGACUUCGGCCGCGGCGGAGGCGGAGGCGGGGGAGGGUGGUCGGGUAGCGACCGGGAGCGGGGGGGCGGCGGCAGGGCGGGCGCCGCCAGCCACCUGCGGUCGCAUUCACUGUUGGCGGGUGGGGACGACGAAGGCAGUGACGGAGGUGGAGGAGCGGGCGGAAGCGCGGAGGUCGCAGGCGCGCAAAGGGGAAAUCAUCCCUACCCCGCAGUGGGCACUUCGCUUCCGCCCAGCGCACGCAGGCCCGCGCCUUCCCGCCACCAUGCGGAGGCGGCGCAUGCCCCCGGCGGUCCGCCGCAGGGCUACCGUGACCCUUCCGCUUCCGCGGCAGCUUCGGGCGCGGGAGCGGGCGGAAGGGGUCACCGCGUUUCGUUGUCGCUAGGAGAUAUGGAGCAUGCGGGGGAACAUGAGGGGGCUGGCGCUGGCGGCGGCGGGGGCGGGGCCCCUCUCGCGGACGCGGGCGCAGGCGUAGGCGGAGGGGGUGACGGGGCUCCCACGUGGCCCUGUCUUCCGGAAGUUUUGGCGAACAGGGCCGCGCACGCGCACGGGCACGUACCUGCCUAUCCGCACAAAAUUCCGCAGAGCUACAGUCAGGGCAGCGUUGGGGGUAGCCCCGCGCGCAGUCGCGCCAACAGGAGCGGCGGCGGGUACGGGGGUAACAACAGCGGGGGUGAGAGCGGGGGGGAAGAGGCAGGGGGGGGAAGCAGUAGGCGCGGGGGAGAGGUCCGGGGAAGUGAAGUGGGAGGUGCGUAUACGAACAGGUUGGGUAGUGGCAGCAGCAUGAGCAGCAUUAAUAGUGCGUUGUGGGCGGACGAAGGGAGGACGAGCAGCAAUGGGGAGAGGGAGUUGGGGUUUGGAGCUGGAUCGAGGUCCGUGGGAGGAGGCGGAGGAAGUGGGGGGAGUAAUCAUGGUACUGAUGCUGCUUCUGCUGGUGCUGCCGCGGGGGUAGCUGAAGGGAGCAAGAAGAAGGGAGGGCUGGCGGGAGGCAUGGCUCUUGGUGCGUCUAGGUUGCGUGAGUCGGCAGCUGCACGCAUGUUCAGACGAUCGCCCUCGGUCACUUGA